GAGGGAAAGGAAGAAACCUUUCUGUUCCACACACAAAAAAAGGUUCUCUGUGGAGAAACGAGCAACUUUUCAUCUCUGCAAAGCUUGAGAAAGAGAGUCAGCGUUAAAACAUCUCCCGAGUCCACGCAUGGUACGGAUGCUACAAGUUCCGAACGACGUCGCCGAGACUUCUCCUGAAUCCACGCACCAAGUUUGGGAACACCGUACGCUGUGAGACCGCGGGGGUUCAUGUACUGGAAAAAUGAAGUUUUGUCCCCUCUCUCAGAGGGAAAUAAGAUUUUGUCCGAGGGAAUUCCCACGAAACAGGUACAGAAACUUUGAAAACGUCUGUGCGUAAACUUUGUGCGUAAAAGAUUCAAAUUGGAUUUGUGGCACACUUUAUGUUCUGCGUGGGCCUUCGUUGCUUUUCUUUGACUUGAUUUCCCUUUUUUUUUAGGAGGAAUGUUAUUUAAUUCAUUUGCAGACAGAGAAAAUGUAAAGUUGUGGUUAAUUUUUUGCUCGAUUUACCAAAGUACAUAUAUUCUUUCUGGAGCGCUUAGGUGAUGCGUAUUCUGGCGCAUACACGCACAGUUUAUUCGCACCCCGAAGCGUGGCGUGUGUGCGUUUUGUUUUGUCUCUCUGUGAUGUCACGAGAAUCACCGCUUGUGUACUAAGAUCAGCUGCACGCGCCAGCCGCUGUGAAGAGGCACGCGCCUCUCUGUUAUGAAUAGCGUGAUUUGCGGUCCGCGAGCCCUCUCGAGCGCUUGCCAAUUCGCCUGAGAAGAAUUGGAUUUUAAUUACAGCCAUUAAAAAUCAAAUUUGCAAUUCUUUGGGUGACCCGUUGCCUUUCUCUGAUUGACAGUUGAAAUUGACACUCCGGGUCCCUCUUAUCCGCGGCGUUUCCAGCUAUUUGUAAUUACAGGUAGUUUUUUCCCCCCUCCACUCUCGUGUCCUGGAUUGCGAAGAAAAUACUAUUAUUGUGAGAGGCAUGGGUUAAGGGGAAGGGAAAAAUCAAUCCAAAUUGAAAUAGCUUCAUUAAAAUGUGUCUUUUGUUGCGGGGGCCCUUUUAACAGUUUUAACCGGGGGCUUUAUUGUCAGGACUACUUUAAAAAGGAGUAGCCUUGGAGAGCAGUCUGCAAAUGUGUCCCGAGGACUUCUCAGCUGAAGAUGAGGCAGGGAAAGUGAUGAAGACUGGCCGUUUACGAAUCGUUGUCUUGUAGGUGAUCUGUACGGAGCAUCAGAGUACACCGGGAGGCUCACGCUGCAGCGUGGACUCGAAACACACUCAAAUGGUAAGAGCGAAAAUAUUUGCACCAUUCUCUGCAGAGAUAAAGUUAAGAUUCAUGUGGGCCAAUUAUGUUUAUUUGCAUUUGUGUGUAGCUAUUACGCAUGCAUUGCAAAAUAACAAUAACAUGAAAAUGGAGAUAUGUGCAGACUGGAUGAAGGUGAAUUUGUGAGCAGUUUUCUUCCUCCUCUUCUUGCAGUCUCACUCGGACGGAGAAUCGCAGCGGUCCAACAUGGAGCGGGAAGACACGCGCUCGUCCCCCAGCACCCCGUCCACCCCCUCCGUGUGCUCGCCCACCUCCACCACCAGCUCGGUCCCCUCCACCGGGAAGAACGUGUGCGCCAGCUGCGGCCAGGAGAUCCUGGACAGAUACCUGCUAAAGGUGAGAGGCCUUCAAUAACCAGAUUUGAUCCUCUCCAGUGGAAUCUUGUUUAGUUUUUUGGGGGGAGGCUGCACUUCAAUUUCAAGCUCAGGUGUUAAAUACAGAGAUGAUGUCGUGGCUUGAUCUUGGAAUCACAAGGGAAACGAAACGGCACGACUAAGAGAAGAAUAAAGAACUAACAAAUGAAGGCCUAUUUAAAAUAGGAAGACCAAGCCAAACAAAUCGAGGCUACAGAUCAAUUUGCAGUAAUUAAGCACAUUCACACUUAAAGUCUCUUUUCUAGAUUUGACCUUAAAAUCAAUGUUUUUGCUUCUGUUCAGUGAAAUUUAAAGUAACGAAAAUAAGACACACAUGGCACUGUCGGAGCCCGGAGACACAUCGAGGAUGUUUUGGUUUCCACCUUUACAGCCUCACCGUCAAUACGUUCUGUCUUGUCGCGUGCGCCUGCAUGCUUUAGCAGUCUUCAGUCGCGCGCUGAUGGGUGUGUUUGUCAGGAAGGGUGAGGAUCAUUAGUCCAUCAUAUGACUGAAGGAAAGAUAACGAAAACAAAUCCUUAUUUUUCCACAAGAAAGGAAAUAUAGAGAACAUUUAGGCAAUUUGUAUUUACAUUAAAUUCGUUUUAUAUCCUCAACAGCUAAAAUGCAAUAAAAUAUAUUUUUACUGUUUUAAAAUUAGUGAUUAAAAUUGUAUUUUUCUUUUACUUGACCAUAGGGCCUCGAGGAAUAGGCAUGUUAUCGAAAACAUACUUUUUUUUAGGGGGGAUCUUUUGCCUUAUUUUAUCAAGAUAUAAAAUAACUGCAAAUAUUUUUUUAUGUGCUGCAAAUUUUAGAUCUUGUUAAUAUUUUGCUCUAUUCUUUGAAAAAUUUCCACCCCAAAUUUUAUAGAUUCAAAUAAAGACGGACGUAAACAGAAACACACACUCAUACACACACAAAAUAAAAUCUGAUCUGAAAUGUUAUAAUUUUAUUUGGCUAAUAGACCAAGUCUUGUUCGUCUGAAUUGCCCUUGUAUAAAUAAGUUUUAGCAAUAAUUUAAUAUUUUGGCAAAUGGAUUUGUUUUUCUUUAGACUUUCUAGAUCAAUUUUCGGAAAAUUAUGGCCUGAGUAGGCUCCCAUAAGUCAUGUUAAUUACAAGAAUAUUUUCGAUAAGACGAUAAAAUUAUUUUGGAGACGUGUGCGUAAACAUUCAAAACGUGGCCAUUUAUUUUUCCUGUCGAUUUUACCAACUGUAGCCUAUACUGUUGUUAACCAGGCCUGACAAGUGAGCUCAAUUUUCCUUGGAUCACGCUUGAAAUGAUCAAAAAGAAAAUGUUUCAGCCUCAUUUUAAUGCAUAUAGUUCGAUUACUAUAUGUAUUAUUACUAUAACUGAUUUUAAGAGACGCGUUUAUGCAGAUGGCUUUUUCCACUUGCCUUUAUCAGAACACGAUUUUCGUAAGGAGUGCAACAAAUUAAUAUCAUACCAAAACAAAACGAUCACAGAUUAUAAAUUAAACUAUCAACGUGAUGCUUCUGUAAAUGUGGAAAUGACGAGCUGCAGAGAUAUUAUGAAUGGAUGAAAUGGCAGCAGUGCGCAUAUUCAUGUGUGUGUGUGUGUGUGUGUGUGUGUGUGUGUGUGUGUGUGUGUGUGUGUGUGUGUGUGUGUGUGUGUGUGUGUGUUGACAUGUCUGUCUUCCCCUUCGCAGGUGAACAACCUCAUCUGGCACGUGCGCUGUCUGGAGUGCUCGGUCUGCAGGACGUCUCUACGUCAGCACAGCAGCUGCUACAUUAAAAACAAAGAGAUCUUCUGUAAAAUGGAUUAUUUCAGGUAGGGUAAGUUUAUGACCAUGUUUUCAAAAUACACCGUCUACUCUGCACACACACACACACACACACACACACACACACACACACACACACACACACACACACACACACACACACACGCCACCCUCUCCUCUCUUCAUCCCUAUCUCCCCUAUCUAUUUCGCUCUCUUACAUCUGCACACACACCCACACACAUAUCCCACUCACUGUCUCGGGUGGAUGGAUACGGGUUGCCAUAAUGUGAUCUUGAAAGACCUUUUGAAAAACACUCAAACAAAAGCUUUUAACUGCAUGUGUGAAAGAGCCUCAGUUUUGUUAUGGCUUCUGAAAUCAGAGAGAAAAAAAGGAAACUGUUCGAAAAAGUAGGCUAAAGGAUGUGUAGGCUACUGGUCGUGUCUAUAAAGAGGACUAUCCUGUCUGCAUGGACUCGGCUGACCUGAUUUUAUUUAGCAAUAAUUUACUGAAUUAUUAAGAGUGAACGACCUACAACAAAAAUCUAAGGAUCCAUACAUUCGUUUAUGUCAAAUAAUUUCACUACAAUAUGUAUUUGUUUUCAUCGAUUAAACCUCGUUGUCUCGUUUGUUAAUUUGUUUUAAAUGUGUUUCUGUUGUAUUUCGACACGUUGUAAAUAAGUGAAAUCUCAAUAAUCCUCGAGAAUUAAAUAAAGCUUAAAUUAUUAAAUAGAUCAAUAAAAACUCAGAUGUGUAGCUUCACAAACACGUAUCAGCUAGCAACGUCCUAUGACGUCUGUAAGCUAGGCUAUCAAACCGAGAAAAGGCCGUUUAAAUGUAUGUUAGCACGUUUAUUUUGGUCCUGGUGUGCUACAAAGCAUUUAAUACAGCAAAAAUAGUGAAACAAAUGACAAAAUAAAUGUGUUUUAAUUCCUACUUGAUACCAGUUACACUGAGGCUUGUUAAUGCUUCAAACAUGAAAAUAUAGGAGCACCAUUUAAGCUAGGCUAUUAAACCCAGAAAUGUAUGUUGGCAUGUUUCUUUUGGUCCUUGUGUGCUACAAAGCAUUUAAUACGGCAAAAAUAGAGAAACAAAUGCCAAAAUAUGUUUUAAUUCUUACUUGAUACCAGUUACACGGAGGCUUAUCACUGCUUUAAACAUGAAACAUAGGAGCACCAUCUAAGCUAGGCUUUUAAACGAGAAAUGUAUGUUAGCACAUGUAUUUGGUCCUUGUGUGCUACAAAGCAUUUAACAUGGCAGAAACAGAUGCCAAAAUACGUUUUACUUCGUACUUGAUACCAGUUACACUGAGGCUUAACAUUGCUUUAAAAAUGAAAAUAUAGGAACAUGGCCCCGAAUUAAGUCAUGGGCCUGUCACAGUCACAUAAUAAUGAUAAUGACAAUAAUGAUAUCAUUAUUUCAUUUUUUUUCUUAGGUCGAAGAAAAAGCUACUGUGAGACAUUUACAUUGAGACAAUAUAGUUUUUCAAACAUUUAUCCAAUUCACUAUCUAUCUAUCUAUCUAUCUAUCUAUCUAUCUAUCUAUCUAUCUAUCUAUCUAUCUAUCUAUCUAUCUAUCUAUCAGUGUAUCUAUACAGAAAAUCAGUUGUAUAUUCAAUACUGUAGGUAACUUUUAACUAUUACAGUUUAAGGGUUAUGAUUGGGAUUGGCCCUUGGUCUCGGUUGUCUGAAUAUAUUUUUCUUGAUAGUUUCCGAUCAACUUUUCUCUCUCUCUCUCUCUCUCUCUCUCUCUCUCUCUCUCUCUCUCUCUCUCUGUGUGUGUGUGUGUGUGUGUUUUAUCUGAGGUGAAAUGGGGUUCACCAGUCAGGGCAUUUAGCAAAAUUCUGUGCUGUAGCCUUAAGGUGGUGCAUAAGUUGUUCAGACACCCAUGCCUGUUUUGUGCACGUGAGUGAGUGCACACAUGUGUGCAUGUGUGUGUGUGUGUUAGUGCUUAGAACUAUGAGCAUGCCUUGGUGUGUGUCUGAUAGAAACCUGAGCCCAGGCCACUGCUCUGAGGUUUAUAAUCACCAGCAAUUAGUUGUCCUCCACCCCAGACCCUCAGGCCUCCAGACCAGCAAUUAGACCGCCCCGAGUGCCUGGUCAGCAUGUAUCUGAUCUGAAUGAGAGUCUUAUCCAAACUUAAAACACACUAAAACUGUUCUGUGCACACUCUAACAUGGAUACACACCUUAAUAUGUAAACAUGAAUAUGAUUAACAUGCCAAUAUUAGUUAAAACACACUGCAAACAUUGCCUCCUUUUACAACUCAAACACAGUAACACACACAUAAACAUACACUGAGAUCUCUGUUUAUUUAUGCAUGUCCAGCAGCUGCCAGUCAUUUGGCUAUUUUUUUCACAAAAUGGAGAUUUUUGUUUGCUUGGCCACAUCAUAAUAAUAUUUUACCUGACCCGUUUCCAUUGAAGUGCUUCUUCACUGUUCACCCCUUUCACCCUCAACUCGACUCCCAAGACCGUGAGCCGCUGAUAAGCGUGUAGAGUGGAUUCAAAAUAUGCCAGUGUAUCAGAAAAUGGUAAUGAGUGGGAGCAAUUUAGUUGUCACUCGGUCAUAUAUAAUAUACUCAUAAAAGGAAUUGAGCUCUAUAAUUAUGGAAAAUCGAGUCGCUGGGAAUAAGAAACAUAUCUGGUUGUGGAAGCGAUAAAUAUGUUCUCAUUAUGUCCCUGAUAAGAAUGAGUCGUCUUUACCAUAGGUAACUGAAUGAUUACUGCAUCAUACACACACUACACACAAUUAUUUAGCCCUAUUAUAUUCAUUGGACUAAGGAAAGGAAAACUCUAGCUCAAAUCUUAGGUCUGUGACUGUUUUUAGUUGUUGGAAAAGCCGAUUCUUGCAACACUUACAACCAAAAAGGAUUACGUUUGUUCAUUUUAAAGGUACAGCACUUGAUCAUGUGGGUUUUAUAGUUUCACUCAUGUUUGUGGAUGAACUAUACCUGCUGUGUGUGGCAGAGUUCUGAAGUUGAGUGACAAGUAAUGUGAUAAAUAAUCAGAUCUGAUCGUAUGAACACACUGCAGGUCAAACUUGUGACCGUGUCUGUAACUCUUACUCAAAAUUGUUCGAGUCAUGAGAGAAAAAUCCUCCUUUGCAUCUGAUAUGCUUGGACGUCACACUGGAAAAGGAGAAAUAUUUAGAGGCUCUUGCAGUAACAGUGAAGCUUUGCUGCAGGGCUGGGGCCUGUACAAAGGUUACCUCUGUAAAUAUAAACUGUAAUCUGGGUUUAGGCCAGAUUUAAACAAGGCUAAACACCACUGUGAGUCCAGAUCCUCUGGGCUGGUUUCAAACCUCUGGAGAUAUUUCCUCAUCUGUGUCAGCCUCUCAUCUGGCUUUGGACUGACAGCUGCUUUAAUGGGGCGUAAUAGCAGGAAAUCAGACUGGGUUUCCCUCCAUGUAUGUGUGUGUGUGAGCGAGUAUUUGGGGAGGAAGGUGGUGUGUGUGUGUAUGUCGGGAUAGGGGACGCAGGACAGAGCCCUUGCUGUGCCUCUCAAAACCAUGUCAGUCCUCAGGGGCUCCACACACACACUUACACACACGCACACAUGCACACAAUUUCUUUAUCAGCCUGACCCCCCUCGCCUCCCGCACCCCUCCUUCACCUCACUCUGUAGAAAGAGAAACAUCAUCCUCAUUCGUGAGCUGCAGGCCACACAGGAAGUUGCAUUGCUGUGCUAAUCAGAGGCACCCUGAUACUGACAGUGUAACCAGAGUCAGCGUAUGUAUGAGAUGUGUGCAUGCGUUUAUAUUUCUUUGUGAGUAUAUGUGUGUGCAUUGUAAUAAUAAUUAUUCAUCAACCUACCUCUAGUAUGCUGAUUAGGUCUCCAUAGCAACAGAGACAAGAGAGAGUACAAAGCGUGAUUGAGUUUUUUAAAAUUUUAUUAUCAAGAACUGAAUGACGCGAAAUUAUAAUAAGCCAUCUGUCACACAAUACCACACAUUCAAAUAAAAACUAUUCAGUCAAAUCUACGAGACUGAUUUAAAUUUGUACAGUUACAAAAAAAAUGCCUUUAUUCGUAAUUCACAAAAUCCAAGAGAACAUUGAUUUAUUUAAAAUAAAGGUAUAAGUCUUAAUUAUUUGUUUAAUCUGUAAAAAGAAGUAGUGUCUGAAGUGUCUAGAUCAAUUUCUGUGUUUCAGGAUCCCACAUAAGUGUGAAGACAAAUCUUUAGAGAUCAGGAUACUCUCACAGCACAUCAGAAAUAAUAAAUACCCACGGGGUCUCCUUCAUUGAACAGCAGGUGACUUAGUCUAAAAAAAAAGGUAUGAUUAAAAAAAGAGUGCGAACAAACAGAAGAGGCUCUGGCUGAAAAAGGUGAUGCAGAUUUGUUUCUUCAGUGAUACAGGAGGCUGUGAGAAUUGACAAAAUAAACACCAGGUUUUUAGCACAGAAACAAAACAAGAUGCAAAAUAGACAGGAUAUCGUUGAGGAGGGAGGGAUGGAGGGAAGAGUAGGAGGAGACGGAGAUGGAGGAGCAGGAGGGGGUUAAAACGAGGGAUGAUUUGCAGCUUUUCUGGGUUCUGUCUUGGAGCAUGAAACUGACAAGCUGUCAGGCUAGAUUAGCAGCAACGCUCCACAAUGUUUCCCUCUUUACUGUAGAAACAGGCUGGAAUUCUCCAUAACAAUCUGAAAUGAUACUUACAUACAGAACAGUAAGUCAAGGAGACGAUUUGUCCCCGGAUUGGCUUUAUUGGGUUAUAAGAGGGUUUUUUCAUGCUUAAAUUUCACAUAUCUAUGACAGCUUAAGCCCCCUCGAAGUGCUUAGCCAGCUAAUUUUAUUUCAUGGUAAUUACAAACACUAUAACCCCAUAUUAUUUCAUUUCUCUACAGCUGAAAGGAAUUUGUUUGUUCUGAGGAAUAAAAGGUGUGGUGAAAUGUAAAAAGGCUGGGUUUAGUUGAAAACUGCCGUGCCAAUACUCAACUCACAGCGACUACUUGCCACAUUUGGGUCUGUUAAAUGCUAAAAUAAAAGUCCUUUAAGUGUUGUAUUUCUGUAGGGUAUUUGAUAAUGUUAUAAAUUAAUUGCCUUUUUGUUGAUUAGCAACAAAAAUAGCUGCUGUAAAAGUAAAAACCUGAACCUGGAUGGACGGUGUUGAAUGACGUAAGCUCUUUAUCUAUAUAUUGUAUUUUUAGAUUAUAUAUUUUUUAUAUUGGUAAAUGCCAAACAGCAAUACCAGCUUUAAACCUUUUAGUUGGUUGUACUUUUGGCUAGAGGAGAUGUAAGCUGUGGUUUGGCUUUAAAAAACAUACCGUCCAUCUAUGCAUCUAACACAACAUGGGCAAAAAAUGUACACUUUAUUCAAUGCCCCCGAACUGUAAAAUUAGCUGUCAGGGAUGGCAAUGUUCUAGUCUAGUCUCUGCAGUGGCUAAAGCUGACGUUAACUUUUGUUUGAUAGCAAGGGGUGAAUAACCAAAUAUGUUUAGCUUAGCUUAACCGAUUUUCACUGUCAUGCUAACUCAGCUAGGAACACACAUUAGCCUGACACUGAAUCCUUUAAAGCCAUUAUCUCUGUUGUUUUAGUCCAUGAUCAUUCUAGAAGUAUAACGUUAUAACAGUUUUGAGCCUCCCACUCAGAGCUUUAGGAAGGGGGUUGCUGUGUGAAUAUGGUAAAUAACACGGGACUACACACUACAGAUGAGACAGAUCCUCAAACCCAAGCCGUUCGAUGAUUCCCACCAAAUAUCCUCCACUAUAUUACACACAGGGAAAUGGGCCUUCUGCUCAACAAGCUCAUGUGCAUGAAGAGAGCUACGAGUUUGUGAGAUGUCAGGGAUAUAGUGUGCUUUUACCCCAGAUAGAGUGGUCUUGAGAGCACUGAUGUUCUGCCAAACCCACUCACUUGGCAGCCCUCAUGCUCUCUGUCCCCCUGCUCCCUCUGCCAUCCACGCUCUUUACUUUGCUAUUUCCCUCAGCCACUUACUUCCUCUCUCCAUGUCUGCUCUUUUCAUCCUGCCCUCACCCGCUCGAGCCUCUUUCAUAUACUUUUCAGCGACUGACUGCUCUUUGAUUCAGGCUCAUGUUUGCGAUGCUGUGCUGUUCUUGUGUGGGUAGCUACAUGUGUAAGUACAUCUGUCAGAAAUGUUGAGUCACAUAAGCUCUAGAGGUUUCUGUCAGUGUCUGUUUUACAGAAUAAUCCCAUCAAUAUGGAAAAGUUUCCAAUUUGAGUAGAAAGCAGACCAUUCAGUUCGCUGUUAUUCAGUCUUACCCCUGAGGCAGCACUUUUUCUCAGGCUGCUUACAAAUCCUGCCUCCCUCUCAAGAUUUGGCAGCUGCUGACCUCGACAAUGGCUCUUGACCUAACCAUAACCCUCUCAAACCUAAAGCGUUUUAUACCCAUUAAAACCAUAAUGUGCUAUUUAAACAAGGAGCUUAAUGUCUAUUUGACACCCACAGAGAGUGUGUGUGUGUGUGAUUUCUCGCUUGUAAGAAGUACCAGCUGCAAAGAGAAGGCUUUUUAAAAAUGUUUCUUAACAUAUUUUAUUUUACUGAUCUCAUUCAAAGAGCAAAACUUGGUGUGUUUUCUCCACCUAAACCCAAAUAUACGUUAUUCCUUUACCAUUAAAUUAAAUCCUAGCAUUUCCCCUCUUUUUCAAUAAAAGUAUGUUUUUAAUCCCAAAUUAAAAAUGUUACAAAUGACUCCAAAUGCUGCAGAAAAUAAAUGAAAACAGGACAAUCAUUAGAGAAAAUACAUGUCAGAUAAACAGUAGAUACAACCCCUUUUGACUUAUAGUCAUGCAGGAUUUUCCAUCUUUUUCAUGCUUGACAGCAAGCAUUAUCAUAACAGCAGCCUUAACCUCACUCACUUUUCUUUUUAUAUUAUGGGUAUUACAUUGUUUGAAUCAGAUCAACAUAAUCCUGCUGCAGUAGGUACUCUGCAAAACAUCAAAUGUGUAUAAAUCCACUGUAGAAAAUAGUCUCUGUAGGAGGCAUUAUUUACAUGAGACUCACAAAAAUUGAAAUGCCCAGUCCUGCUCUUUCCUAUUACUUAUCUUUUUUCAACAAUUCAUUUUUAUUUUAACAAAGAAAAUAUAGAAAAGCACUAGCUUUGUGCACUUACAUUAAUGAAACAGCUGUUAUCCAAUCUUACUCGUCUUUACUUUAACCUCUCUUUCACUCUUGUGUUUGUCACCUGAUCAUGCUUAUUCCACACAUACAUUAGGACUCAUUGUCACAGACGUAUACCACUUUCUUUCUGACCGUUUUAAUUUUCAUUGUCCUACUUUAGCCCUCAACUCCCCCUUCCCACACCUCCACCCAUUCAGAACAGUAAGUCAGGUGGUUUAGGUUUAUGUGCAGCCUGACCUCACUGUUGCUAUCAGUUACAGCGGGGAGAUCUCAAAUGAUGUCAUGCAAGUCUUUCUUCGUCUUCCACCCCGUGUAAAACAACCCUAGUUUAUAUACGUGUGUUCCCCAGUGUGUGUGUGUGUGUGUGUGCUUGUGUGUGAGCGUGUGCAUAUGUCAGGGCCUUCAUGCAUCAGCCAGGAAAUUGCAGGUGUUGGUUUGUUUGCAUUCAAAGCUCUGCUUGCAGCCGCAGCCAGAAGUCUUUUCUGAGGGCCAUAUCCUCCUCCAAGGUUUCUUCCUUAAACCCUUUGAGUUCUGCCAGAAGGAAAAAUCCAAAAAUAUUUAUUUUAACUUUAGCGCACUUGUGAUUCUCUUCGAGAAAGAGAUGUCCAUUUAUUUCUGUGUACUACCUAUAAAUUGACAUUUUUAUAAUAUUUUCUCAAACAAAAUUUUGCCACCAACUCGUCACUCACCCCUCAUUCUUCCCCCUCUUCUGCUGUGCUCUUCUCUCUUUUCUCUCUCUCACAGUAGGUUUGGUACUAAGUGUGCCCGCUGUGGGCGGCAGAUAUAUGCCAGUGACUGGGUGCGGCGUGCCAGAGGAAACGCAUACCACUUAGCAUGUUUUGCAUGCUACUCUUGUAAGAGGCAGUUGUCGACUGGAGAGGAGUUUGGCCUGGUGGAGGAGAAGGUUCUGUGUCGGAUCCACUACGACACCAUGGUGGAGAACCUCAAACGAGCCGCUGAGAGUGGUGAGUGUUGGAUCUGUCAGGUUUUCUGGAUUGGCUCACUGAUGUUUGGUGGUGAUCUGAAUUACUUAAUACUUUUUACAGCACAGCUACUAAAAUCAGAUGCAUUACAUUAUCUAUCACUUCUUGUAUCAUUUAUUUUGAUGUUUUUUACAGUUUUCAUUGUUCAGCCUGUUUUCUUAUGGCUUUUAUUUGAUAAGUGGCUUGCUUGGUCAUGUUAAGAACUCAAUAUUGUUGAUAUUAUGUCAAACUGAGUGAACAAUUUUGGCAGCACGGCCUCUUCUGGAUUUAUUUUAUUAGCAUCUAAUUCAGUUUUUAGUUUACUCACAUGUGUCUUUUUUCAGGCAAUGGUAUCACGUUAGAAGGAGCAGUCCCCACAGAACAAGACAGUCAACCUAAACCUGCUAAAAGAGCGCGGACAUCCUUCACUGCAGAACAGCUGCAGGUCAGACAAACACAACAAAACUCAAUGUUUUCUGAAUUUUGAUCAAGUUUCAGUACUCUCAUAAUUUUCAUAUUUUUGAAAAGUGUGGUUAUUUUUCAUUUGCUUAUGUUUCGACUCAACAUGCAGAUCAUGCAGGCUCAGUUUGCCCAGGACAAUAAUCCAGAUGCCCAGACGUUACAGAAACUAGCUGAUAUGACAGGCCUGAGCAGGAGGGUUAUACAGGUCUGUACGAUCAGAUUCACAAAUUUGCUUCAUUGUGGAACAAAUUUAUCAGCAUGUUUUAAAAGUGCAUGAUGGUUAAAUAUUCCUACACUGUUAUUACUGUGAUUUGUGUCCAUUUGAAAUUAAUAUAGUUGUUCUUCAUGAUGUUUGUUUAUAGGUGUGGUUUCAAAACUGCAGAGCGAGACACAAAAAGCACACGCCCCAGCACAGUGGGGCUCCCCAGGGCCAUCCUCAGUCCAGGAUCCCUUCAUCCCUGCCUGAUGAGCUGCAUUACUCCCCGUUUGGCAGUCCUGAGCGGGCGCGCAUGGUAGCUCUGCAUGGGUACAUCGACAGUGAGUUGCGUUUUUUUCUGCAGCACAUAGGCCUCCUAAUCACACUGAUGUAUUUUCAAAGGCAGGCUUAUAUUUGUUUUUUUCUCAUUUAACCUUUUGCAUUUUUUUUCCCAUGUGCUCUUCAGGUCAUCCGUUCUCCGUGUUGACCUCUCAGGGUCUCCCCCACCAGGCCAUGUCGUUGCCCCAGCUCCCUCUCAGCCGCUAGCACUCCACCACUUUGACCCCUAUAACCCUUAAACCUCUGGAUUUUGGACCUGCCCUGGAGGUCACACAGAUGUCAGCUUGAAAAAAAAAAGGACACGUUCUUCAGGAGCUCCAACUAUUCGGAAACAGAAAAGACAUGAAAAAAAAAAGACACAUCCGUCCUUCUGUUGUUUUUUUUCUCUUUCUGAGGACAGGAAUAUUCCUUCUGCAGCCACUCUGUCAAAAAUGAGAAUAAAGCUAUCAUCAGGAACUCUCUGACUGUAUUUUACACCACCUUGGGGACCUGUUUUGCUUGAUAUGUACAGCCGCCUCCACUACUCAUACAUCCUCCAGCUUGAAGGUGGAGGGAGUUUAAAAGGACUGAUACUGAAGACAAACAAAGAGGGACUUUUAAGGGGCACUGUCAUUGUGCCAGGCACACAGUAGGCCACGUAGAGGUAAGACUCCACCCCCUUUUCUCUCUUAACAUGAAGGAAUCCUACAUGUAGAUGAAAUCUGUGACUGAUUAAAUGUUUUCUUUACGGAUGACAGCGACUAAAAAACGUCUCAAAAUUCCCAGAUAAACUUUUGAUCCACUCAAAUGAGAUUAGAAAGCAGAGUUUUGUAGAGGACUGAGUAUUGCGUGCCUUAUCCUUUCCACAAUACAAGGAAAAUUUGGUUGUUUAUACAUUAAAAUCCCAGCCUAAAAAUUCUUACUCAGCAAAUAUUUUGGAUUUUAUUUUAUUAUCUAAACAAUGACUGGGAAUUCAAAUCUGCCAAUGGAAAAAAAAAAUCAAUUUUAUGUCCACAAAAAGCAUCUGGUUUGAAAUGAAAGAAAGGCACAAAGCAAGGGCAUUUGUAUCAUUAUAAUAAUGCCGUAAAAUUAAAGGCAGCUGCUAAUAGAGUUGAAGCCGCCACAGUCGAGCUAACUCAGAGAAACACGGGAAGUCGGACGUGCAAACGAGUCAUUUCUUACAAAAUCUGUACAAGUUAGAUAUUUUCAUAAUUCCAAAUAAUUGUAUUGUUCCUAAUUUAUAGUUUCCACAAUUGCUUGUUCAGCCUCCUGCGUGUGUGUGCAUGAACGUGCGUGUGUGUGUGCGUUUGUGUGUGUGUGUCUUUCUCACGAGGAGGAAAAUCGAGUGUUGGUAUAUUGGUACAAUAUAAAACUGACUGGGGUAGUACAUGUGUGUUUUUCAGUGUGAUUGUGCGUAUGCGAGUGUGUGUGUGAGUGUGUGUGUAUUGGCAGGGGGAGAGUGUUUAUCUGUAUUUUAGUGCCAUGGCCAUUGUGUGAAGAACAGGACCCAACAAGACCUCAAUGUCCUUGUAUUUAUUGAGAUGGUAAAAUCCCUGUAAAGCACUUUUUUCCUGCUCUGAAAACUGUUUUGUUUGUUUAAAAAAAACUGAAUGAAAUGAAACAAAAAAGUUUAUUUGAUAGACUGUGCAUCAUAAAUGUUUUGUGUACUAAAAUGCAAUAAAAUAGAAUGUGAUAUU
Molecule: messenger RNA, 14109 nt
Organism: Xyrichtys novacula (pearly razorfish)
Lineage: Eukaryota; Metazoa; Chordata; Actinopteri; Labriformes; Labridae
Source: the annotation of a GenBank genome assembly